AGCGCAAUCCGUGCAGGAUGCGGUUCCUGGUUGCGUUGGUCUUGCUGAGCUUCGCGGCGGCGGACCCGCCCCGCAUUACGCCGCCAACAACCAAAAGUACGUUCCUCAGGACUGUAAGUCAGCGUUCUACAGGAAGCGACCCCAUCCAGCCCACCUCGAGCCAGCUGCCUACCAAGGAACAUCUUUCUGAUCCACCUGUUCGGAACUUAUCUUCCACGAAUGAUGUCUCUAACGGCUCAGUUGUGGAGCAGCCAUCUCCUCAAGAAGGCUCCAGCACGUCAAGUUUGAACCCACCUCCCACUCAAGGCGACUCCAACAAGCCCACCUCUAUCCCUUCCUCUGAUAAAAAGGACUCCCCCAACUCUAACAUAAACCAGGCAGCUGAUGAAGGAGAGACAUCUCUGAAUCCUUCCAGAACUGAAUCUGGGGAGAAAGUGUCAGUGGACCCUGACCUCAUUUCUCCCAAGCGGGAGGAAGAUAAGUCUUCAGAGCCUGCUGAAGAUGUGGAGCCCAAAGAUGCUGAAGAAGGUGAUACAGAGCCUAAAGAAGGCUCACCACCCAAAGAAGAGAAAGAAAAGAUGUCUGGCCCUGCCUCCAGUGAUAACCGCGAAGGGAUACUUUUGGAUCCCAUGAAUAGCGAGAAGGAUGACAAUGUUGGAAAUGCCAGUGCAGAGAGCAGCCACUUCUUUGCAUAUCUGGUGACUGCAGCCAUUUUUGUUGCUGUCCUCUAUAUUGCUUAUCACAACAAGCGGAAGAUUAUUGCUUUUGUCCUGGAAGGAAAAAAAUCCAAAGUCACUCGGCGGCCAAAGGCCAGUGACUACCAACGUUUGGACCAGAAGCUUUGAUUUUUGUCCUUGAGAACCUUGUCCUCCCUGCUGAUCUGUUUCUAAAUCAAGAGAAAUGAAGAAAAAAAUACUGUGACCUAAGAGACACCCUCGUCUGGGGUUUGGUGGCAAGUCUGGGCUGGCGGGGCGGGAGUGGCUUCGGGGUUUGCACCUGCACUUUGGUGACAUUGUUCUCCUGUGUUCCCUUUA
Lemur catta (Ring-tailed lemur) is the source of this 1034-nucleotide messenger RNA. RefSeq names its product trans-golgi network protein 2 (gene TGOLN2). The coding region runs from base 18 to 845 and encodes 275 amino acids. The record is from RefSeq and is a predicted model, not a curated record. Gene Ontology annotation, cellular component: trans-Golgi network transport vesicle; endosome; trans-Golgi network. NCBI's taxonomy places the organism in Eukaryota, Metazoa, Chordata, Mammalia, Primates, Lemuridae. The transcript is spliced from 4 exons.